AUGAGAGGAUCAGCCCUGGCGGUGGCCUUUCUUAGUACCAGGUGGCAGGCAUGCAAGGGCCAGCCCUGGGUGGGUACUUUACUAGUGCCCGGCAGCAGGCGCAAGAAGGCCAGCCUUGGCAAUAAAUACUGGGUUGCUGAGGUGGGUGAGAUACUGUCCAGAUACCCCAGGGACAUCUACAGCUCCUUUGGCUUCCCUGGAAAGGUAAAGAACAUCGAUGCUGCCAUUCAUGAGGAGGAAACUGCAAAGACGUACUUCUUUGUCCCCAGUGAGUAUUGGAGGUAUGAUGAAAACAUGCAGUCCACGGAUGCAGGUUAUCCCAAAGAGAUAAUUCAUGAUUUCCCUGGAAUUGGCAAAAAUGUUGAUGCUGUUUUCGAAGACAGAGGAUUUUUCUAUUUCUUUCAUGGAAAAGGGCAGUACAAAUCUGAUCCUAAAACUAAGCAAAUUUUGGCCUCCUGA
Molecule: messenger RNA, 459 nt
Organism: Eubalaena glacialis (North Atlantic right whale)
Lineage: Eukaryota; Metazoa; Chordata; Mammalia; Artiodactyla; Balaenidae
Product: interstitial collagenase-like
Exons: 4
Coding region: 1-459 (152 amino acids)
Source: RefSeq, a predicted model, not a curated record